Monoraphidium neglectum is the source of this 399-nucleotide messenger RNA. RefSeq lists its product as hypothetical. The transcript is spliced from 7 exons. The record is from RefSeq and is a predicted model, not a curated record. Gene Ontology annotation, cellular component: membrane. Lineage: Eukaryota; Viridiplantae; Chlorophyta; Chlorophyceae; Sphaeropleales; Selenastraceae. Bases 1 to 399 code for a protein of 132 amino acids.
AUGCCGCGCAAGGGCAGCAGCAGUGCGUCUGCGGCUGCGCCCAGCCGCGGCGGCUGCAACGGCUUCCACGACGCCGCUGUGGAGGCCAAAUACGGCGGCAUAGGUCACAUGUGGGGUGACCUCAUGGCGCGCCACGACCAGAUCAAGUUCCACCUCCAGGUCGGCGGCGGCGACCAGAUCUACUGCGAUGACGUGUGGUCCCUGCCGGCGGUGCUGCCCUGGGUGGCCAUAGACGACGCACACGCGCGUGCGCGGCAGCCGUUCACCGCGCCCAUGCUCGAGGAGGUGGAGCAGUACUACUUUGGGCACUACUGCAGGCACUUCACCGAGGACCCCAGCUUUGCGCGGGGGCUGGCCUCCAUACCCUACGUGUACACCUGGGAUGACCACGCAACGUAG